Colletotrichum siamense is the source of this 1065-nucleotide messenger RNA. RefSeq lists its product as uncharacterized. Bases 1 to 1065 code for a protein of 354 amino acids. The record is from RefSeq and is a predicted model, not a curated record. The transcript is spliced from 5 exons. Gene Ontology annotation, molecular function: arylformamidase activity. Lineage: Eukaryota; Fungi; Ascomycota; Sordariomycetes; Glomerellales; Glomerellaceae.
AUGGCAUCAGUUUUCAUGCUCAUAGUCUUUUUGACAAUGGCAUCUCUCUCUUCGAGUCAUCCUGUUCUUGAGAUGGGGAAAAGAGCAUCUGUCAACGUUACUUUCGAUGAGUUACCUCUUGAACCUUCUGACCCAAAGUAUUCGUCCUGGGGACUUUGGGGCAAAAAUGACCAGUUGGGUAGAACAAACCUCAUCACUGCAGAGGUUACCCGUCAAGCUGCUGUGUCAAAUAUCCGGACUGGGGAGGUGAUUCCUCUGAACUUGCCACUGGAUCAACCCCUGCGUCCCAUGAAUCCGACGCGGGCGAAAUUGAAGCACAAUAUAAUUGUCAAGGAGGUUUCCAACGACGAUGAGAUGUCCAUCAACACCCAGGCUUCUACUCACUGGGAUGGCCCACGGCAUAUGCCAUACUUGGAGGGCAGGAAAUUCUACAAUCAUAUCACCCAAAACGACAUAUCGGGACCUUACAACAACACGCGCAUUGGCAUUCAGAACCUGGCUGAACGCCCCAUUGCUUCCAGGGGUGUCCUUCUCGACUGGGCGGACUAUGCCGCCGAAAAGAAUAUUUCUUACAACGCAUUCGACAGUUUCGAAAUUCCAUAUACAGAUCUGCAGAUAAUUGCUGAUUCACAUGAAAUCAAGUUUCAGGAAGGCGACAUUUUACUAAUUCGCAGCGGCUACCAGCUUCAGUAUGAGGCGCUCAACGAGACGGAAAAAGACCAAAUGGGUCUCCGAGAGGGUGCUGAUCGCAAAUACAUGGGGGUGGCCGGAAGUGUUGACAGUGCUCGUUGGCACUGGGAGGCUGGAUUCGCCGCUGUGGCCGGAGAUACUAACGCGUAUGAGUCGUGGCCUCCCGUCACUGAGGGUGGUAGACUGAAACUGCACGAGGUAUUUCUGUCAGGCUGGGGCAUGCCCAUCGGUGAGCAAUUCAGCCUUGAGGCGCUCUCCAAGAGAUGCAAAGAAUUGGACCGAUGGACAUUCUUUGUAACCAGCCAACCGCUCAACUUGCCCGGCGGAGUCGCGAGCCCCGCGAACAUCAUGGCCAUUUUCUACAGUGCCGCGUAA